Messenger RNA from Porites lobata, 855 nucleotides. The record is from the annotation of a GenBank genome assembly. Lineage: Eukaryota; Metazoa; Cnidaria; Anthozoa; Scleractinia; Poritidae.
CACAACUGGCGCAACACAAUAAUUGGUAGGAGUUCGAAGGAGGUUUAUAUCUUUAUUUUUGUACUAAACAUUAUCUUUUCAAUCAUGGCAAUCUUUGGAAACAUUCUAAUAAUCGAUGCUCUGCGGAGAUGUUACUCCUUACAUUCACCGUCAAAAGCGUUGCUUUUUAGCCUGGCAUUUUCUGAUCUCUGUGUUGGUUGUUUAGUUGCCUUGAAAAGUAACUACCACCUUUACUGUAUCGCUGGUAUUGGGUCUAAUUUUGUUGGAAGCACAGUUGUGGUCGCUUCAUUCCUUACGACUACAGCCAUAGCAGUGGAACGCUAUCUCGCGCUGCACUUACGUUUUCGUUACCGUGAAGUUGUUAAACUUAACCGCGUUGUUAGAGUUUUAUUUGCAUGUUGGUUAGCAUCGCUAAUCUGGUCAUCGCUUUGGUUCCUGAACAGAGGAGUUCAAGACAUUUUAAGGAGAGUCCUGUUUUGUGUCUGCUUGUUGACGACAACAUCAUCCUACCUCGUGAUCUACAAACACAUACGAAGAAGGCAGUUUUGUGUUUCUCAGCGCAUAGGCAGAGCUUUUCUCCCAGCCACAGGAUCAUUUAAUCCCAUUCGCUUUCGAAGAUCUGUCUCAAGCAUGUUUUAUAUAUACUGUUUUCUCUUAGUCUGCUAUCUUCCGUAUACUUGCAUUAUAGUUUUCGUCAAUAGAUAUCAAUUGACUCCUUUGACCUUAACUCUUAACAGUGCUUUUUGUUCCCUCCUUUGUUUCAAUUCUGCUCUCAAUCCGUUCGUUUUCUGCCGACGCAUACAAGAAAUUCGGGCAACAGUUCGACGGACACUACCACCCCUUUUAGCCUGGUGA